This is a messenger RNA of Alexandromys fortis (reed vole), 12870 nucleotides long. RefSeq names its product low-density lipoprotein receptor-related protein 1-like. The record is from RefSeq and is a predicted model, not a curated record. The coding region runs from base 47 to 6340 and encodes 2097 amino acids. Gene Ontology annotation, molecular function: protein binding; hormone binding; calcium ion binding. Gene Ontology annotation, biological process: receptor-mediated endocytosis. The transcript has 33 exons. Lineage: Eukaryota; Metazoa; Chordata; Mammalia; Rodentia; Cricetidae. Gene Ontology annotation, cellular component: apical plasma membrane; plasma membrane; signaling receptor complex.
UCAGGCGCCAGGCGAGAACAAAUCCCACAGUCUAGCCUUCCCAGGCAUGCGGUGCCGGAUGCUCCAGCUCCUUUUCUCGUUGAUGCUGGUAUCGCUGGGCAGCGUCGGGCGCUCAGGGGCAGGUGAAAUCGAGUGUAACAGGACCCGGCAAGUGGCUUGUGGCGAGAAGUGCAUUCCUGUGGCCUGGCUCUGCAAUGGCGAGCAAGAAUGCCCGGAUGGGACGGACGAGCAGUGUGAGGAAACUUGCCUUGGGCACCGGCAAGCCUGGCAGUGUGAUGAUGGGAAAUGCAUUCCUACCAGCUGGCUUUGUGAUGGUGCCAGGGACUGCUUAGACGGCUCCGACGAGGUUAACUGUGAGAUCUUGACAGCGUGUCCGGACUACAAAAUCCAGUGUCCGGGAAAGGCUCAGUGUCUGGAUGCUUGGGAACACUGUGAUGACCAUCAGGACUGUGACGAUGACUCCAUAAAAGCACACUGUCCCCACAGCCGUUGCUUGGCGGGGCAGUGGCAAUGCCGGAAUCGCGCAUGCAUCAUGGCCAGCUGGCGGUGUGAUGGCAUCGACCACUGCGGUGAUGCCUCGGACGAGGAAGGCUGUGCCACCUGUCCAGAAGGCGCUGUUAGCUGUGACGGAGGGAAAUGCAUCCCAGACUCUCGGAUGUGUGAUGGGAACGCGGACUGCACAGAUGGUACUGAUGAACCCAGCACGUGCGGUAAAAACUGUUCCCUGCUGAAUGGUGGCUGUGAGGGGUCAUGCAGUGAUACCCGCUGGGGUGUCCAGUGUUCCUGCACGUCAGGGUGGCAGUUGCAGCCCGAUGGAUGGAGCUGUGGAGAUGUAGACGAGUGCUCUCUGGCGUAUGGUCCUUGUAGCCAACUGUGUCAUAACACACAGGGCUCUUACUCCUGUGGCUGUAUUCAAGGUCACCAGCUCUACAAUGGCACAGACUGUCGGGUUACAGAUGACGAUGUUAAAAUUCUUAUAGCAGCAGAUAAAGAGCUUGGCAUCCUGGACCGAAGAACAGGCAUCUAUGAGAUGCUCACCCCUGUAAAGUCAAGGCCCAGUUCUGUUGCUUAUGACCUGAACAGAAACAUGUACUUCUGGGUGGAUAAAGUCUUGAAUGUGUUCAUUCUUGGGAAGCCAAGCUCUGUUCCUCUCUACCCAGAACUCCCACCCGUGAGCAGUAUUUCUCUGGACUGGUUUACGGGACAGUUGUACUGGGCUAGUAGCUCUGCGCGGGUCAUCUGUGCUGGCUUAAGUGAUGGCAGAGGCUACGUCAAAAUCUUGGAAAAGGAUCUUGUGCCGGAGGAGCUUGUGGUGUUUCCUGCAAAGAAGUAUUUGUACUGGGUAAAUCGGAGUGAGAACGGAGUGAAGACGGUUGAGACUGCAGGAAUGGACGGCUCCGACAGGAAGACACUAGCAGUGGUGACCACAGAGGAGCCUUUAGGGCUGACACUUGAUCACAUGACUGGCAGACUCUACUGGAUCGGUGGCUAUAAAGAGUCCAUAGAGACCGUGAAAGUGGACGGCAGUGGGAGGUACACCUUUUCUGGGAUAUUUUUUGAAGACGAACAUCCUGUUGGUCUGACUGUGUUUGAGAAUGCUUUCUUCUGGGCAAAUCAAACUCAACUGGUCCGGACCUCUCCCAGGAGUCCGAAGGAGAGGGAAGUGUUGCUCCACGCCUCCAGUGCCUCCGUGUCUGCUCUCUCAGUCCUCCACAGAUCUCAGCAGCCCAAAAGCAGACACUCAGCGUGUGUUCCAGGUUCUUGCAGCCAUCUGUGCCUCCUGUCCCCCAUCCAUCCCAAGGGCUACAAGUGUGUCUGUCCAGAGGGACUAUUUCUUUUACCUUCUGGCACUUGCAGUGAGCUGAAAGUUGUGUUUUCUUCUGGCAAGCGUCUAUACUUGCUGAAAGUCAGCUCUAUGGGAUCUGCUAUAGAAAGAACUCUAGUGGAGGAGCAUGCUGGGAACCUCUACUUACUGGAUGUGGACUGGAAAAGGAACUUCAUCUAUUGGUCAGAUGCCCAGGGUCAUCUCAUUUAUUCAGAGGGAUAUUCAGGGCAAAAGCGAGAGAUUUGGACCCAGCAUACAGUCUGCUCAGCAAAUGUGGACAUCUCCACCGGGAACCUGUUCUGGCUACCCUGUGACCGAAGUACGAUUCAGAAGACCAGAGUUCCUGGCCCUGACUCCUACACUCUCUACAGCACUGGCAAUGUUAUACUACAGCUGCUUCUUGACUGGCCUAGACAGGUGCUGUACUGGGUGGAGAGUGGGAGGCCCCUGCAAAGCAUGACCCUCGACGGCAAAACUAGACAGGAAGUCUGGAGAGGCACCUGGGCGGCUGACACCCGGAUGGCCUUGGACCUUGGGUCUGCUAGUAUCCUCUGGACCACCAAAGGGUUGGGGUUGCACAGUCUCAGUCUACUAAAGAACCGAACAUGCUCCCUGAACGCAUCCUGGAGUGAUGUGGUUAUGGCGGCCCAUGAGCCCUACCUGGUGACGGCAGACAAGGCAGCUCUUGUGCUGUGGAACAGGAAGACACUGGAGCCCUUCUCCACACUGAAGGAGCUGCACAUAAAGAAAAUGAUCAUCUUGGCAGAAAACCAGAAAGUUCCAGACCCCGGGCUUAUGGAGACAGUGCCCACUGUCUCUUCUCCUCCCGUUCUCUGCACCCGGUCCUCUGUCCCCUGCCAGGAUGGGAAGGGAUGCAUUCCCAGGGAGUCCCUCUGCGAUGGUGCACGUGACUGUCAGGAUGGCUCAGAUGAAGAGAACUGCUCCCGGGUCUGCCAUCAACCAGGGGUCUUCCAGUGUUUGGAUGGAAGCCGGUGCAUAGAGGAAAAAGACCACUGCGAUGGAGCUCAGCAGUGCCCGGAUGGGUCCGAUGAGCUGGGCUGCUGGCGGCCUGCUGAAGACUGCUCAUUGCGCUGUGACAACAAGACCCGCUGUAUCCCUAAGAGCUGGCGGUGUGAUGGAAAACUAGACUGUUUGGACAGAAGAGAUGAGCAAGGGUGCGUUCGUGAAGAAUGCAGCUCCUCUGAAUUUCAGUGUGGGAAUGGCCAGUGCAUAUCGUCUUCUCUGCAUUGUGAUGGGAACCGAGACUGCCUGGACCACUCAGAUGAGGAAGGAUGCCCUGUUGUCCUACGGUGUCCAGAAGGGGAGAUGAGAUGUCUGAAGAGUGGAGAAUGUGUGUUGACAGAGUGGAUAUGUGACCAUGAUGCAGACUGCAAAGAUGGAACCGAUGAGAAGGACUGUGACCCCAAGGUGCUUCCAUGUGGCCCAAGGCAGUGGGCCUGUAGAAGUGGAGACCAGUGUGUACCUGAUUUCUGGCACUGUGACGGACAGAGUGACUGCAGAGACAGCAGCGACGAGGCUGAGUGUGCUCCCCAGAAGUGCCUGGAUUCCGAGUUCCAGUGUGCCACUGGCGCCUGCCUCAGCUUCAGCGUGGUGUGUGAUGGGCGAGAGGACUGUGUGGACGGUUCAGAUGAGGGUGGAGAGUGUUCUUCAUCAGCCUGCAGCCCCGAGCAGUGUUACCACGCCUGCUACCAGACCCCAGCUGGGCCAGUGUGUGCUUGUGCCCCAGGUUUUGAGCUGGAUAACAGUGGUCAAACUUGUCAGGAUGUAAAUGAGUGCCAGCAGCCAACUGGUCGACCUUGCAGUCAGACCUGUAUCAAUACUGAGGGCUCAUAUAACUGUGCCUGUCACCCUGGCUACUUGCUGGGCCCUGAUGGCCACACUUGUAAGGCAACAGGUGCUGAGCCAAUCCUGCUUGUUGCAAUUGAGUUUAACCUAUUCCUUUCCGGACUGCGAAGCUUAAAAGAAGAUAUCCUGGCAACUACUGACAAGACCCUGGCUAUCUACUCUGUGGACUAUGACUUAGUGGAUCAGAAAAUCUUCUGGGCAGAUCCCAAUGCAGAAAGUAUAAGAUGGAUGAGUAUGGCCACAAGGAAGGAUGGGAUAGUGGUGAGAGGGAUAAAGCCAGACUGUAUAGUGGUUGACUGGAUUGGAAGGAAUCUCUACUGGACCGAUAGGGGAGCUGGCCAGAUUUUGGCGAUUCAGUUAACUGCUGUUGAGAGAGGAAAGUCCGAGCACACAGUUGUCCUGGAUGAUGUGCUUCAGCCCCAGUCUUUGGCUUUGGAUCCCCUAAAUGGACUGAUGUACUGGUCCAAAAUUGGAGGAGAACCUCAAAUAGAACAAGCUGGCAUGGAUGGGAGCAGCAGGAAGACGCUUGUCAAUCAAGGUCUUGGCCGGCCAACUAGCCUCGCCCUUGACCAGUUAAGCUGGAAGAUAUUCUGGUCUGAUGAGAAAUUUCACUGCAUUGGCUCUGCCAACCUGGAUGGCAGUGGCGUUAGUAUGUUGCAGCUAACACAAAUCAAGAACCCCUUUUCAGUCGCUGUGUUUGAAGAUAAGAUCUUCUGGUCUGACCUGAAGACGAGAACAAUUCAGCGCGUGGAGAAGACGACAGGCAAGGACAGGACUGUCCUCAUCAAGCGUUCUGGACAGCCCUUUGGACUCAAGAUCAUGCAUGAAGUCCUCCAGCCCAAGUCUUCCAGUCCUUGCCUGGACAGGGGAUGCUCUCACUUGUGCCUUCUGAGCCCACGGGCUAAGGGAAGCUGUCGUUGUCCCGUUGGCCUCCUGCUGGCAGAUGAUGGAAUCACCUGUGUCUCUCUCCAAGAGUCUGCCUUUGUGUUCCUGGUAUUGCCCACUGUUCUCACCCAGAUCUAUCUAAAAAACCUUAAGACUGCGACACAACAAACAACUCUACCGGAACACAGAAUGCUCCCCUUCACCAGCGUCAAUCAGCUGGCCUCAGUGGAUUAUCUCAUCCAGGAAAAGGCCCUCUACCUGUCAGAGCUGAAUACCAGUGACAUCAGGCUACUGAGGCUGGAAGAACCAGGGAUCCUGUCAUGGCAGAGAAUCAUAUCUGGGAAGGGGACAGUGGUUGACUUUGCUCUGGACUGGCUGAGUGGGAACAUAUAUUGGAUUGCCAGUGAGAACCCCCACGUCAAUGUUGCUUCCUCCAAAGGCCAACAUCCCAUAGUCUUGCUCAGCGAAAACCUUUACCACCCGACCUCCAUUGUCCUCCACCCACCUACGGCAGUCAUGUGCUUGGCAGACCUAGGUUCUCAGGAUGAUGGGAGACAUGGCGCCAACAUUGAAUGUGCCUCUAUGGAUGGCAGCAGUAGAAGGGCACUGUGGCUGAAGUCCCAGGUACCUGUGGGCCUGGCCUUUUCGGAUUCAGGGACCCGAGUAUACUGGGCUGAUACUGGGCAGGGGCUUAUCCAAAGUAUUCAGCUAGAUGGCUCAGGAUACAGAGUGGAGCACCAAGGAGUAAAGGGUCUUCGCCUCUUUGCAUGUGGCCAAGACAUGAUGCUGUGGACAACAGUUGAUGAUGCCCAGAUUACCAAAGUUUGGUACAGCAAAGCUCAAGUCUCGGAAAAUCAAUGGUUCCAAGUAGACCGGAAGGUUGUAGACCUAAAAGUUUAUAGUACACUUAGUCAACAAGGUAACAACAGCUGCUCCAAAGACAAUGGAGGAUGCAGUCACAUCUGUUUACCAAAUCCUGAGGGCAAGACUUGCAGGUGUCCCGUGGGGUACUGCUUGGUUGAUGGUUAUAUGUGCGUGGAAGCUGUCCAGUGCUCUCCGCCAUCACGAUGUUGUAAGGAUGGUCAGAAGUGCAUUUCCAUGGAGCAAGUUUGCGACGGUCACGUUGACUGUCUGGAUGGAUCUGAUGAAGUGGCCUGUCUGAAUCCAGAUAGAAGCCGGUCCACAUCAAUACUUAAGAAGCCGGAAGUUCAGAAAAGGUUGACACCAGAAGCUUCCAAACUUUUCCAGGCUACUGAGUCCACCACAGGUGAACAUCUAGGACAAGAAGGGAUGAGGCAUCCUGCCAGAAAAACACUAACCACGCCAAUGCCUGCCCCAGAGAGCAAGGUCCCCCAAACCAAGGGAAGAGAGGAAACUGUUGAGUCCAGGGCUCUACAGGAGGCAAAUCAUGUGCCCUGUAGCCAAAACUUUUGCAAUGGGAGAGGGAUCUGCACCAUAGAAGGAAAGCUGAGGAGAUGCCUUUGCCUGGUGGAAUAUAGUGGAGAGUUCUGCCAAGAAGCAGUCCGUGGCCUGGCUACUGGCUAUGUGGCCCUGAGUGUCGCAGUUGCUUUAUCGGCUAUUCUGGCUGUUCUGGGGCUAUUUCUGCAUUUCAGAAGAAAACGUAAAUCCAAAAGAACAUCGUCAAGAAAUGUGGACUAUGAUAAAGAAAACAGCCAAGAAGAAGAAAAUCUAAUGAAUAGUGAAACUUUUGUCAAUGAUGUCUAUGAUGAGCAGGAAUCCUUAACCUCUUUACAAACUGAAUGACCUCGUUAACAAAGAGCUGACACCUCUCAAUAAAUAUUGUCUGUCCAGUUCGUUGUCUGCUCUCUUCACUUCCUGAACCUUUUGUGGUAAAUGCUGAUUACUUCAAGUGAUUCCUUCUGAAAUUAGAGGCGGUCUUCUGGUUUUGCUAGUGGAUUUUUUAAAACUGUAGGUUCUUCGAUAUGCUGAGAAUUCAGUUUGAAUUACAUAUAGCUUAGGCUAUAACUCAGCUACGAGGGAUCCUUACCCCUGGUCACCUGACCCAGUGCCAGUCGGAAGUUCUAGAUUUAAAUCUUGACUCUGACACUGACUUCGUGGCUGCUAAUCCUCUGAACCAGUUUCCUAGUUUAUCAAAGAUCUUCAUGCCUCUCGGGUAGAAGCCAAGUUCCUGCAGGGUGGCAAGUGUUCAAGUGUUUGUUCUCCAGCAUCAGCAUCAUAGGUAACUUUCACCUCUAGGCUGGCACUCCUUUGUAAAAACUGUUUUCUCUAUCAUAACUUCAGUCAGAAAUUAACAGAAUGGGUAAAAAUAUACUUUGUAGGUAUAGAAUCUCAGACACGUGCUAUGUCUAAUGAUAUUUAAAAUGACGUCAGUGGGAAUUGUGGUCAUCCCCAUAGGGUAUUGGCUACACCAGGAUUCAUCCUAACUAGCUCUUACCUGCUGGGGACCACACAAGUACUUGGCCUGCCAAUACAUCUGUUUGUCUUGCUAGAUUCUUACUGCUUCAUGAAAUCAAAGGCACUGAAUUUGUGAUGUACAUAGGGUCACAACAGUAGUGUGGUCUAAAAUUUGGUAGGAGCAACCUCGGACAAAGCACUUUGUCUUGUGUAAUGCCUGUGUAUGGCUUAGCAUGGUACCCGAAUCCAGUCACAUGAGUCUAAACUGUAAUGAACCCAAUAUUUUCUAGUUUGGGUCUUUUCUAGACUUUUGCAUUUUGUCUCACAGAGUGAGUUUGUGCAGCUCGCUAAGCCUAACUGGAAGCUCUAUUAUUUCUGUGGGCAAUGAAUAAAAUGUUCUGGGCUCUUCAAUGAGGUAUGAAGUCUGAUAAGAAAAGAUCAGCUUGACCAGAAGAACAAAUGCCAGGGAAGCCUCCCUUCCUGAGUAGGCUGCGCUGGGUCUUUCUGUCUCAAUGAUAGGACGAGCGUCAUUAGGCUGUGCGUGAGUUCAGUGGUGUGUGUGAGAACUCAUCCCCCCUUCCAGGACCCUGUGUCCCUUCGCCCACAAAAGGGCUUUUAUCUUUCUAUCUCUGAAAAACUAACAUCACUGACCGUUCUGCCCUUGUCCACACAUGUAUGAAAAGGACAUGAAAAAAUCAGGCUCCGAAGUGGGUAUGGAUGAUAAACAUCUGUAUUAUUAUCACUGUGGGUAGCCUGGAGUUGCUGUCCUAUUUCCCUGGGGACCUUCUUGCAGCCCCCCAGGACUUGCGUUCUGGCUAGAUCAGUCAGCUUCUGCAGGCUCUGGGCUUGAAUGUGACUGUCACUGAGUGCAUCAGUCUCUCCUGCGUCCUGGAUCCCAACGCAGAACACGGAAAUUCCUGCCAUUUCCUUUGCGUCUUGGGUGGGGGGGGGAGUUGUGGACCAUAGUCAGUCAGCUACCAAUGUGUUGUGUAUCGCCCCUCCUCCUCUUACCAAAUGUCUGACCUGGCUGUGUUUUCCUAUGAAUGUAAGCUUAAGUAUUCUCAUUCUGAAUCUAUUUUAACACAACUCUUAGGGCCUUCUCUAUUCGAGGAUUUAUAAAAUAUACUGAAUGUCCAUUUCAUCAGAAGGACAUGCUUUUAGAAUUGAAUCUCAAGACUGUAUUGAAUCUCAAACUAUUCCUACCUCCUGAACUGGUUUUCAAUUUCACAACUUAUCAUCUGGUUAAAAUGAUAUAUUUUAAACUACAAGAGUCUCCUAGUAUGACAAUAUCCCCGUUAAGUGUUAAUUUACCAGUUUCUUUACACGUAAUCCUAUCAGAACCUCUAGUUUAUGGCUUCUUAGCUAGGGCUGCUGUGAUAAAACACCACAAUUAAAACAACCUGAGAAGGCAAGUGUUUAGUUGACAAAUCCUGAUCACAGCCCAGUUAGGUAAGUCAAGGCAAGAACUCAAAACAGGCUGAAACCUGGAGAUAGGAGUUGAUGCAGAGGCCAUUGGAAGGAUGCUGCUUACUGGCUUGUUUCUCGUGGCUUGCUCAGCCGGCUUUCUUAUAGAACUCAAGACCACCAGUUCAGGGCUGCCCCACCUACACUGAAGUGAGCCCACCCACAUCAACCACUAACUUUGAAAAACUGUCAAAGACAACCCAGUCUUAUGGAGGCAUUUUCUCAAUUGAGUCUCUCUGCUCUCAGAUUACCCUAGCUUGUGUUGAGUUGACAUAAAACUAGCCAGCACAAUAGCAUAGUUUGGCCAACUAAAUAAACCCAUUUCCUUUCCUAAUCUCUGUUUCCUAAACUCUUUUAAAAGAUGGAAAUUAAGGAGGCAGGUUAUGGAGUCAGGUUCUUAUUACAUGAAUAGAUAGAGCAAUAAACCUAUGUGAAAUCUCAUGAGUUAUCUCUGGAAAAAAAUAAGGUCUUUAGAAAUGUGCAUUGACCUGUGGAUUAGGGUCAAAGUCCUCCCGUACCCUUGACCUCUGAGGCCUGCUAGCAAUUAAAAGUUAAAUUAGGCACUUAGAACUUGGUAUAGAAAACAACCAGGAAAGGGGGGAAUUCUGGGUAGGUGCUACUAUUUUAACUCUGGGAGGCUUAAGGGAUUCAGAGAGACUGAGAACUCUGAAAUAGAUUUUAUGGCUCUCGGAUCCACUUCUAGCAUUUAGGCUAACUUGUUCCAAUUUUAUUUCUGUGUUCCCAGUCCAGCACUUAACUGUUAGCAUCUGUAUACCAAGGUGAAGGAGACCCUCUUGUUGUCUCCAACAGUCUUUCCAGCUUUAUAGAUGAGGGCAUGGUACUGGCAAGGGCAAAGCUCACAUCAGCAGCAGAGACUGACCACUCAUGUGCCCCAAAAGUUGUCUACACUUCUUAGCCCCCGGCAGUCCAGUGAUAAGAGGAAGCCAUUUGGGGGCCCCAUGGCAUAAAUGGCUAUUGAGGUGUACAGAAGGAGUUGGCAGGGACAUUAGCCAUGCAAGUGGCAAAGAUGCUUGCUAUCUGUGAAAUAAUCAUUCUACUCUCUCGGGUCCUCCCUCCACCUAAUAGUCAUGUUGCUUUCCAAACGGGACAGCUGGUUCACCUCCUUGUCAGUCGGGGAAAUGCUUAAAUCAAGCCCUUUGUUUCAUUCUUUGUUCUACUGUGUGAUACAGGCUCUUGCCAUGCCGCCCAGGCUGGCCUUGGACUCCCAGAACUCCCACGUCAGCCUCCCAAGUGUUGAGAUUCUAGCUAUGAGCCCACACUGAAAACACCCCUCCUCAUCCCCCACUGAAGAACCAAGCGCCUGGUGAGCAUUGUCCCCUGUGCUGAGCUUUCUCCGGGCUUCUUUGGUUUGAACAAGCCCAUCUUUGUUUUCAUGACCUUCCUUCUCAUUAUGGAAGGACAAGGGAAGAGGUCAUUUUACCGCUUGCAGCUCAGUGAGUUCACAGAGGAGCAUGGGGGCAAGAUAGGGUGAGAAUCUCAAAUACUGUUUUUUAAAUUUGAGGUGAUAGAUAGUUGAGUCCUGGUCAUUCUUCCCGCACAGGGAGAAGGAGCUCGUCUUUUGUGAUAACUGUUCCCUGGAACUGGGAACGGUGGCCACGGGUACAUAUAACUUUCUGUAUACAUGGCAAGUUAUGUAUGAGGAGAGGAAAAGGCUUUUAGUGUGAAUGUGUGUGUGUGUGUCGUAUGUGCACGCGCACGUGUGUGCAUGCAUGCACAGAGCACAUGUCCCUAGGCUGACUUGAAACUCACUACGUAGCAUUGUAUGACCUUGAGUUCCUAAUCCUCCUGUCUCUACUUUCCAAAUUCUGGGAUUGCAGGCGUGCACCAUCACACCCAGAGAAUCCGGGGCUCUGAGUCUCCUGUGUGUUACCUGCCUGAUGGUUUCUGGGGCGAUUUGCACCUUAGCAGAAUAAAAUGUUCUGCACCAGCUCUUUGCGUCAAAUUGCUUUUGAUUCUGAAAGCGUUCUGCAACACUGAUUGCAUUUGUUCCACGGCGUGUUUCCUACUAAUGGUACUAUGAUUCGCUCAGUAAAGAGCAAAUGUCACGGUGUACCUAGUCUUAGUUACCACAGAAGAAGAAAAAAAAAAACACGUUUAGGGGAGCGGGCUCUGUCAUCCCCUCUGCCUGUAAUAUUCCCGUCUCUCUUCUUUUGCUUUUCUGCUCAGACAUGACCUUUCCGUCGUGUGACCCUGACUCACUGCUCUUCAUCCUAUCAUAGAGUCUCCCAGAGCCAAAGCGUUUUGUUUUCCACUGUCCACAAAGCGUGCUUGCAAAAUGUCAGAUGUUUAAAAUACUUUCUGGGUGGCUGCGCCGUGCAAUAAAGAAGAGGUGGCUUCUGAAGCCGCCUGCCAGCCCUUCCCACAGCCUCCAAGCAGAUAAGCAGCUUCUGCUCUGCAAAACCACACCCCAAGUCCUUGGUGAGGCUCGCGUCCCAGGGAAGGGCCGGCUGGAGAACAGGCAUAGCCAAUACUGUGUAAAGCGAUCUCUUCUCUGCUUUCCUGGCCUCUAUGGCCUCUAGGCAAGCUUGAGCGGCGUGGAAAGACGGUAGGAGUUAAGCGGUGAUGGUUUAUGUGCUGACCGAUGGGACAUAUAAUAGGUGUCUGGUGCAAGGUGGCUGUGCCAUCCUACAUGAGUGAGCUAACUUCAGUGCAGCGUCUGAUCGGUCAGUGUCAACUCCCCUGGCCAGGAAUCACACUCACUCACGGCAGGACAACAAAGAUCGCCUCCUCCAACAUCUUGUUUAAAGCCGAGGGUCAGUGUGUGCUUCUGCGGCAGAGAAUGACCACUAGGACAAGAAAUGACCCCAGGCCCACGCGGGAAUCUCUUUCCAUGCUGUCCUGAGUGUGUUUUGACCAAAAAAUAAAUCAUAUUAAAAGGGAGGUUUGGAUCCAUUUCUGCUGAUGCAGGAAGGGGAAAUAGUUUUAGCUUUCAGUGAUCCAACCUUAAUCAUCACAGAAAAGGUGUUUGCCUAUAAAUCAGGGAGAAUAACUGUGAGGGAGUAAAAGGCAGAAGAGACCAACUUUGCUCAGUAUUAGCAUACACCAGCAGUACUUGGAGCCAAGAGCAGGUAAAAUUCAAGAAACCAGGACCUCCACAUUAUUGGCUACCUCUGGGCUUCAGCCUCCAACUGCUGUCUUCGAAGUGGGAGCUGAAUACACCUGGGCUACACUGUCUUUCCUAGCUCUGUAGCCAAGUUAUACUGGCUGGGAAUAUGGUAACUUGGCAUAAGCUAGAAUUAUCUGAAAGGCGGGAACUCCAACUGAGAAAAUGCCUCAUAAAAUCUGUUUGUGGAGCAUUAUCUUUAUUAGUGAUUGAUAAGGAAAGAGUCCAGUCCAUUGUGGGUGGGGUCAGCCCUGGACCGGUGGUCCCAGGUUCUAUAAGAAAGUAGACCGGACAAGCCAUGAGGAUCAAGCCAGUAAGCAGCACCCUCCAUAGUCUCUGUAUCAGCUCCUGCCCCAACUCCUGCUUCCAGGUUCCUGCCCUGUUUGAGUUCCUGUCCUGACUCCCUCCAGCAAUGGACUAUGAUGUGGAAGUGUAAGCCAAAUAACCCCUUUCCUCCCCAGCUUGCUGUGGUCAUGGUGUCUCACCACAGCAACAGAAACCCUAACUAAUACAGACAGAUAGUAAGCUGCCGCCUUCUAAAGCGCCUAUCAGCAGGUGCCUCCAGCUGCAAUUAAGUGAAGCAAAGUCCCAGCUGGAGCUUUGCCACCUGGAGUGCCUCCAGGACCGUAUACACCGCCACAGUGGUUCCCAGUCUCCCUAAUGCUGCGACCCUGUAAUGCAGGUCUUCAUGUUGUACAUGAUGCCCGCCAUAAAAUUAGUUCAUUAUUUUCAUAGUGUUAUGAAUUGUAAGUAUCUGAUAUUCGGGAUAUCUGAUAGGUGAUUCCCAAAGGGGCCGCUACCUGCAGGUUGAGAAUCACUGUACUGGGGUCUUCUGGGAUCUACUUUUGAAGCAGUUUCAGGGGCUGCCACCUGGGAAUUUGCAUUUGGAAAGUGAUAUGCCUGCUUGUUAACAUAGGGGUCCUCAAGGGGUGGGGGGCAAAAGUUGGUUUCACUUCUAAGUGGCUAGGGUGGUAAAUUCCUACCUUCUCAGUCCUCUUAAGUGUCAGUUCCUUCGAUUGUCACUUUCCGUGGUCAGGGCUGCCUGAAUGCCUGGUUCCCACUUCUGUACUUUAAAUAACAGAUUUGGUUCAGUUACAGGCACUGUGAACUCCAUUGCUUAGCAAGCCAUGGAACAUAGCUGCCCGCCUGGGACAUAAAGUAUCUAGGCAAGAGGAGGAGUGGACUUCUACCCUCAUCCCGAAACUGGUGCCUCUCGGGCUUUUUUUUUUUUUUUCCUUAAUCAACAAUAGACUUGGCUGGCACUGAAAACAAGCUGAGCCUGAAAACAAAGCAAUCCAGGACUUGAGUGGGCCCCUGGGCUCCUUUCAGU